AUGUCCCUGUUUGAUUAUUGGGACACAAAUCGCCCAUCGAUAAAACGCCGAAAGCUCGCAACUGAAGUGCCUUUGCCCUUAAUAAAGACCCAACGAGACAUCGCUGAAGUCCCUAAGGAGCCGCCAUCAGACGAAAGUCAAAACCUCGAGACCGAGGACUUGGUGCGUCUCGCCUCGGCGGAUGAAGGACCUUUAAAUGAAAAAGAUAACGGUGCUAUUCCAGGCAGCCAGACUGAGCUCGAGUCUGCUCUUCCUCCCGUCGAAGCUGAUACCAAAGCAAUAGAGGAGUAUGAGUUCUCACAGAAAUCCGGGGACGACGAGGAAAAGGAGUUGUCUUUACAAGUGAGAAUGCGGGACGGCAAAUGGCGGAAGGGAAAGAGUUCGAUAUAUGUCGAUGCGUUCAAUCUUGCUCUGGACACAGUUUUAGCUGAGGAAGCGCAUCUUUUCAGUAAAGCUGAGAAAGAGGUCUUUCAGCAUUGGCGGGAGUUGUCGUAUGAGUCGCAGUAUCUAUAUGUCCGCCUCUUUUUGCGCAAGACCUCUGCGUGGCAUCGAGUCAAUAAAUUGGCCUACUACUCAGAUAUUGUUGAUGUGCCGCAAGUUGUAGCCGAUUUGCAGAAGACUAGAGAAUUGUCUAGCUCUGGGGCUUCAAACGAACAGAAUACGUCAGACACAUACUCCUCAUCUGAUAUAGGUCUGACUGGCGAUUUCCGCUUUGCCAAUACAGUAGAUGAGAUUACUACUGUGGAGGAAGCGGCGUCACUACUACUUCUUGAUGAACUCAAGAUUCUCGCGAAGGAGGCUAAGGUGCAGGGAAAGUCUAAGCAAGAGCUGAUAACUGCUUUGCACAAGUCAAGCCAGAAACAGACAGGGCUUGAGUGGAAUCCUCUAAAUAACUCAAACCGGAAAGAGCAUUUUGUCAAGAAGAUUUUAAACUACACGGGAGAUUGUAUACGGCUGGCCCCCGGCCCUCAUGCACUCUUUGAGCGAGUACAUCUCGUCUUCUACCGAUCCACGGAGUGGACGGAGAAAUCCCUCACCACCAUUAUCCUUGCGAAGAUUUCACGCAGGAAUUUUCCCGAAUACGUCGUCUGCCGCUCAGGCUCAAUCUUUCCAUCAAGAGAGAUUCUCUUAGAGUUUGAAUCGGCUUUGCGGACUCAGUACAAGAUAGACAACUUCCUCGAAUUCAGCGGAACACCGACGAAAAGCCGGCUACAGGAGAUCAAAGACCUGGCAUAUGAAAUCUAUCCCCGAUGGAAGAUGCUUCUCGAGCAGGAGCAACAAAAGGAAGAUACUAGCUACGAGUGUGGAGAGGGCGCAUACCUUCGCCGCUUUUCGCCGGCUUGGGUGUACACUAGGAUCUUGCACAAGGGACUCCUCCCUCUUGGUCGUUUCAAAGAGCAUAAAGAGGAGCAUAAAAUGUUGUCUGAGCUACUUGCCCAGCGGCUAUUCCAUCCCGCCAGACGCGGCGCUUGGUACCAACGCAGAGCUCUCUUGGAAGAGCACUACAUGUGGAGCCUGACACCGUUUGAAGGGCGCAACGAAGAAGCCCAGAAGAAACACUGGAAGCGCAUCGCCCUGCGCACAUGCGAGGAAGGCCUUGAGGAUCCAUUAUGCCAAUUAAUUUACCAUCACGACUUGCAGAAGCGGAUCCAGAAGCUAGAAAAGGCGCUCAAAAUCGUCAAACGGGAGCAGCACGAUUUUGGGCACGUUGCGCUUAGCAAGCCAGAAGAGCGUAUAGUUGAGGGUAUCCAAAUCGAACGAGAAAAUUCCCCAGUUCGGACCCCAACAUUCAUCAUGGACCACAACGAGGACGCUCUCACUCCACCACCCAAACGCAGCGGACCUACCAUCUGGAUCGACGAACAUGGAGAUGGAGCAGAAUGCCGCGUCGAAGCCAUGUGCCUCAGUUGGUACCGAGACCAUGGCUGGAAGGGAUAUCACUCUGAGGGUGGUAUUUUGCGCACCCUAUUCGCCUAUCUCUUUUACGACAUAAUCUUCACGUACAUUCCCAAUGUUUUCCAGACAAUCUUUCAAAGUUGCCCCUUAGACUUGCACACAGACGCCUUCUACCCCUCCCGCGCGUCAGAGAUAAACCACCGUCUUGUGCAGAUUGCUAACGGCGACGCCACUUCCCUAAUCCACUCCGUUCACGCCCGGUACUCAGAGACACAGCCCUGCGCCAUCGGCCUCGACUGGUCGUUCCCGCUUGAGGAUUUGCUCGAAAUAGCCGAAUGUUUCAAGGGGGAAGCGCUGGCUGCCAUCUGUAAGAUUAUGGCACAGGAGUAUCAGGCGCGCGGUGGCGGUGUGCCGGAUUUAUUUCUUUGGAGUGUUGAACGAAAAGAGACAAAUAUGCGACCCCAGCGGCAAUAG
Molecule: messenger RNA, 2370 nt
Organism: Aspergillus nidulans FGSC A4
Lineage: Eukaryota; Fungi; Ascomycota; Eurotiomycetes; Eurotiales; Aspergillaceae
Product: fanconi-associated nuclease 1
Exons: 4
Coding region: 1-2370 (789 amino acids)
Biological process (GO): interstrand cross-link repair
Cellular component (GO): nucleus
Molecular function (GO): hydrolase activity, acting on ester bonds; phosphodiesterase I activity; nuclease activity
Source: RefSeq, a predicted model, not a curated record